This is a messenger RNA of Pollicipes pollicipes, 1105 nucleotides long. RefSeq names its product growth arrest and DNA damage-inducible proteins-interacting protein 1. Gene Ontology annotation, cellular component: mitochondrion; nucleus. Bases 303 to 1049 code for a protein of 248 amino acids. Lineage: Eukaryota; Metazoa; Arthropoda; Thecostraca; Pollicipedomorpha; Pollicipedidae. The record is from RefSeq and is a predicted model, not a curated record. The transcript has 2 exons.
UGCUCACAAUCGUUUUAAUCGUUUUGACAAAGGUAUGUAGCCGAAAUGUUGUUGCAUCUAUCACGCCUAUCUCCCAAUUAUUUUGCAAGGAAUGGCAGGAAGUACACGAAAUUCAAACAUUUGUGUGACCUUCGUUUCAAUGAGGCUUUGAAGACAGAAGGUCUGCAGUAGUGAAAGGAGGGGCGCUGAGAAGGGUAUUACUGCUGAUGAUUCGUUAAGUCUCUUGGUGUAGUUGACAACCAUUGCUGAAGAGCGGAAGGGACUAGAGUGGGUCAUUAUUUGUAAGUCGUUACAGCUUGGCUAUGCUUCACUUUUCUUUAAGAAGAAACAGUAGCCUAGGAAGACUAGGACGAGAAACAGUGAACAUUAUCUCUCGGCAUUCUUCAGCGUCUGCAGAGCAUGAGGAACUGCCAGAUACCACCACUGAUCGACCGGCUGUGAAAAGAAACGUUUCUGGCUUGAAGGAGUGGCACUACCGUAAAUACCAUGGCAAGCCGCCUGUCAUAAAUGAAGAGACUGCCCACCUGGCUGGUUUGCGAAUGCAGCGGAGGAUUUGGGCUCAAUAUGGCUCUCAGUCUGGUAUUAAUCCUGCCAUUGCAUGGCCGGUUAAGGACGAAUGGGAAGACAAGAUGGAAUAUGAGUCGUUGGCUUAUCCCGACUCCCUUCAAGAGAUGGUGCGCAAGCACAAGAUGGAGCAAAGUGCCAAAGAGGAAGCAGUGCGAGAAAGAAUGGAAGCCAUCGACGCGAAGAUGGUCAAUUUGGAAAAAUGGAAAAAGGAGAUUGCCGACAGGAAACGAAAGAAAGAACAAGAACUGCAAGCAGCGAAAGAGAAGCAUGAUCGACUGAUAGAGGAAGUUAAAGAAUACCUUGGAUUCAAGGUAGAUUCGAAAGAUCCUCGUUUUAAAGAGAUAUUGGAGCAGAAAGAGCUGGAAGAGAAAAAGAGGGCUAAGGAUGCAAAGAAGAAGCAGAAGCAGGCAAAGGCUGCGGAGAAAUUACGACAAAUGACGGAUGAAAUGCUGGACAGAUCAAAGCCCACGGAUGAUGCGUAGGCAGUGCUUGGGCCGUGGUGGUAGUGGACCGGAUGGCAAUAUAUGUGUGAAGACCA